Messenger RNA from Pelmatolapia mariae (spotted tilapia), 2771 nucleotides. Its product is annotated as protocadherin gamma-C5-like. The coding region runs from base 300 to 2771 and encodes 823 amino acids. Gene Ontology annotation, cellular component: plasma membrane. The record is from RefSeq and is a predicted model, not a curated record. NCBI's taxonomy places the organism in Eukaryota, Metazoa, Chordata, Actinopteri, Cichliformes, Cichlidae. Gene Ontology annotation, biological process: homophilic cell-cell adhesion. The transcript has a single exon. Gene Ontology annotation, molecular function: calcium ion binding.
UAAUGCUCCGUCAUUGGAUAGUAUAGAUGAAUGCUCUGAACCAAUGGCAUACAGAUCUCUACAAAGAGAUCUACUCCAUCCCCCAUUCAGUCGCAUCACAGUAACUCGCACAAUGCUCCGAGAUGGAGGUGGAGAGGAGAUGUGCGUAUACACAGAUGUCCAAAAUUUAGACCAUUGUUAUUAACGUGCAUUCGUGGAUUAAUCUCUAGCAUCAUAUCCAUUCUGGCGCUGGAAUUAUUAUCGAGGUGGUUAUGUGAACAAUAUAUCGAUGGGAAAUAACACAUCUUAACGGAUCGGGAAUGACAAAGAGAAUCAGACACCGGGACUGGAGAUGGCUGGCGCUUUGGUGGCAUCAUUUCUUCGCUUUGUGGAGUACAAUAUACGCACAGACUCGUUACAGUAUCCCAGAAGAAUUAAAACAGGGCUCUGUGGUAGGAAAUCUAGCCAAAGAUCUGGGUUUGGGACUGUCAGACAUUUUUGACCGUAAGCUGCGCGUCGCUUCUGAGGCUGGUAAGCAGUAUUUCAGCGUGGAUACGGGGAAGGGCGAGCUGGUGGUGAAUGACAGAAUAGACAGAGAGGCUUUAUGUGGACAAAGCGCCAGCUGUGUGUUGCCUCUUCAAGUAGUAAUAGAGAAUCCACUACAUCUAUAUCGUAUAGAAGUGGAAAUUAGAGACGUUAAUGACAAUGCACCGAAAUUCCUUAGCAAAGAAAAACAUUUGAAAAUUGCGGAGUUGACAGCGGUGGGUGCGCGCUACCCUUUGGAGACAGCACAAGACCUCGAUGUGGGUAUUAAUUCCCUAAAAUCAUACAGUCUUAGCAAAGAUGAAUGCUUUAGUUUAAAAAUUAAAGAACUUGCGAAUGGCAGAAAAGUACCGGAGCUUGUACUGGAAAAAACGCUUGACAGAGAAAAACAAGGUAUUCAUCAAUUACUGUUAACAGCAUUAGACGGAGGGAAUCCUGUCAAAACGGGAACAUCAAAGAUCACAGUGACCGUUCUAGACAAUAAUGACAAUGUUCCUGUUUUCAAAAAACCGUUAUAUAAAAUUACGGUGCCUGAAAGCAGUCAAAGUGGCUUAAUGCUCGCAAAGGUAGAAGCAACUGACCAAGACGAGGGUGUGAAUGGAGAAAUUGAAUAUUCAUUUGCUGACCAUACACCAGAGAUAUUGCGCUCUAUUUUUCAGAUCAACGCUGCAACAGGGGAAAUUUUCCUUAAAGGAAAAUUAGAUUAUGAAAACUUUGCAACUCACGAGUUAGAUAUAAGUGCAAAAGAUAAAGGAAUUCCUGAAAUGGAAGGUCACUGUCGCGUACAGGUGGAGGUAAUAGAUAUAAAUGAUAACUCUCCAGAAAUUGUUCUGACUUCAAAACCGAGCCCAGUACCAGAAGAUGCACCAAGUGGUACAGUAGUGGCUCUGCUUACAGCUCGAGACCUUGACUCCGGUGACAAUGGUAAAGUGACAUUAGGGCUCCCAAAGGGCUCUCCUUUUAAACUGAAACCCUCUUUUUCUGACAAUUACGCACUGGUUACUGGCCGUAAUUUAGACCGGGAGACAUUCUCGGAGUAUAAUAUCGAGAUUACAGCCACUGACUCAGGCUCACCCUCUUUAUCAUCUAAGAAGACUAUUAAUGUCACUAUCACUGAUGUAAACGACAACCCCCCUGUGUUCUCGCAGCCCUCUUAUAAUGUGUAUUUAAAAGAGAAUGGGGUGCCAGGCUCUAUCCUGUACUCAGUAUCAGCAUCUGACCUGGAUUUUGGUGAAAACGCAAAGGUCUCUUACUCUAUAAUGGACUCUAAAGUGCAGGACGUUUCUGUCUCAUCGUAUGUUUACAUUAACUCAGAUAACGGCAGCAUCUACAGCAUGCACUCGUUUGACUAUGAGAAACUGAAGGUGUUUCAGAUUCAGGUCCAGGCAAAGGAUCAGGGCUCUCCGUCUCUCAGCAGCAACGCCACUGUCCAUGUUUUUAUCCUGGACCAGAACGACAAUGCCCCCGCUGUUAUUUACCCCUCCUCCGCUGCAAUGGGCUCCCUCUCUCAUCAGAGGAUGCCUCGCUCCGCGAAAGCGGGUCACCUGGUUACCAAGGUGACAGCCGUGGACGCUGACUCGGGCCAUAACGCCUGGAUCUCCUACAGACUGGCGGAGGCCACAGACGCCUCUCUCUUCACUGUCAAUCUGUACACAGGGGAGGUGAGGACUAAACGCGCUGUGUCUGAGCAGGACGACUCCUCUCAGAGGCUCCUUAUAGAGAUCAAGGACGACGGGGAACCGAUCCAGUCCUCCACAGUCACGGUGUCUAUCACACUGGAGGACGGCCUCCAUGAGCCCAUCUCAGACCUCCGACAUAAAGUGGCCGAGCCCAGCAAGAAAACUGGGAGAAUUACCCUUUAUUUGAUUCUCUCUCUGGCCUCGGUGUCCGUGCUGUCUCUGCUCACUUUCCUCAUCUUAGCGGUUAAAUGCAUCAGGAACAGCAGGAGCAGCAGCACGUGCUGCAUGAGACGGACUGACUCUGAUGAUUACAAGAACCCCAACAGAAACCUGCAGAUUCAGCUCAACACUGAUGGACCUAUAAAGUACGUGGAGGUCCUGGGAGGAGACAUGCUGUCUCAGAGUCAGUCUUUCAGGUCCUGUAUGUCUCCGAUGUCAGAGUACAGCGAUUUCACUCUGAUUAAACCCAGCAGCACCACAGACUUUAAGGAGGUGAUCAGUGUCCUGGAUGCUUCUUUACCCGACAGCACCUGGACCUUUGAGAGCCAGCAGGUGAGCAUAGAGUAUUAA